UCUCUUUUACACUUGGCUUCUAAACUCAGCUCUCUGCUCUAGCCCUAGAAGUGCUCUCGGUGUCAGACACAAACCAGGCAGAACUUCAUCUGUUUCAACCACCUGUGAGGAAUCAGAGGCAAGAUCUGCCAGCUGACCAAAGAAGGUAUCUCACUAAGCGUCGAAAGGAGGUGGUAGGUCUCUCCCUUCAAAAUGUCAAAACAGCCAGCUUCAAAUGUCAGAUCUAUUCAGGCUAAUAUUAACAUCCCGAUGGGAGCACUCUUACCUGGAGCAGGUCAACCACCUAAAAGGAAAGAAUGCACUGAACCUGAUGAGUCUCUUCCAGCUACAACAGAAGAGGAAAAGAAGAAGACUCUCCCAGGUGCCAAGAAGCAACCGGGGCCGGCAGUUAACUUGUCAGAGAUCCAGAAUAUAAAGAGUGAGCUGAAAUUUGUCCCCAGAGCUGAACAGUAAUAGAAAUGAAAAGGUCUACCAAGAUGUUAUGGAGAUGCUAAAUAUAUAGUAAUGAAGCAGAUCAUUGAAACAAUUUAUAUAUUUAUAAGAAGACUGCAAAUGUUCUAGGUACAAGAUACUCUAUAUAAUAUCUUUGCAUAUUUAUAUCAGCUUUAUAUCUAUUUUGCUUAAUAAAAAGUACAUGGAUGAUAUAAGUGCAAAAAUAUAUGUCUACAUGUCUGAGAAUCAGUUUGAUCAUCUAAGUAGAGACACAUGUAGUACAAUUUUAAAACAGAAUUGAAAUAAAAUCAUUUUCCAGAAA
Molecule: messenger RNA, 754 nt
Organism: Gekko japonicus
Lineage: Eukaryota; Metazoa; Chordata; Lepidosauria; Squamata; Gekkonidae
Gene: SMPX
Product: small muscle protein, X-linked
Exons: 5
Coding region: 193-453 (86 amino acids)
Cellular component (GO): costamere; muscle tendon junction; M band
Source: RefSeq, a predicted model, not a curated record